GCCUCGCUGUCGGUUGGCUCUUCCGCAAUCCGUGAUUUGCUCUAACUAUCUGCCCGACAGCUUUUCCUUUCCGUCAUCAUCGCUCUCCUCGCUCUACAUGUUCCCUCUCUUUCCUCUUUUCCCCGUCUCACACUCACAGAUGCGGUUUGGCUUUGGCUAAUGCGCUUCUGUAUUCUAUUUGUCUUUUUGGCUUGUCUCUCGAAGUCUUCCUUUUGAAUUGUGAACUAAAACUGAGCCUGUCUGCUUCCCCUCUCUCACUUUUUAUGUGUCCCUUUCUGCUUCUGAUGCGGCGCUUCUCUCGUUCUUCUCUUCUCUAGGGUUUUUGAGAAGCGAACCCCAUUUUGAUUUCUCAGAGAAAGAGAGAGAGUGAAUACCGUGUAGCUGUAAAAUGUUCAAUUUCUUAGUAAGGAAAGAUGUCAGGAAGAUUCUUAAGCGCAAGGAUAGUGAUGCUGGCGAAAAAGGAAAAGCUCUGGAAGAGUUGCGAGCGUCUCUUUUUAAUGAAUUUCGCUUGUCUGAAGGAGCAAGGCGUCAACGGCAAUGUAGAUGCGGCCCCAUUGCUGCCCUUACCUUCAAUUUUGUGGUUGCUGUUGGUAUUAUUUUCAUGAAUAAAUUGGUGCUUAAUCAAAUUAAAUUCAAGUUCCCUAUCUUUCUCACUUUUAUUCACUAUGUUAUAAGCUGGUUAUUAAUGGCUGUGCUAAAAGCCUUUUCUAUCCUCCCUGCAUCUCCUUCCUCAAAACUGACACGUUCAUCUACUUUAAUUGCUCUGGGCACCGUUAUGUCUCUAUCUACUGGGCUUGCUAAUGUCAGCUUAAAAUACAAUAGUGUGGGAUUUUAUCAGAUGUCUAAGAUCGCUGUAACACCGUCAAUUGUUCUGGCAGAAUUCAUUUUGUAUAAGAAGAGAGUUUCUUGCUCCAAGGUACUUGCACUUACAGUUGUAUCUAUUGGUGUUGCUGUGGCUACGGUCACUGAUCUCCAAUUUGACCUCUUCGGUGCUUGUAUAGCAUUGGCAUGGAUAAUACCUAGUGCAGUCAACAAGAUCCUCUGGUCCAGUUUGCAGCAGCAGGAGAAUUGGACAGCCUUGGCCUUGAUGUGGAAGACAACACCGAUUACCCUGUUAUUUCUGGUUGCUUUGAUUCCUCUGUUAGAUCCACCCGGUGCUCUCUCAUUUGAUUGGAAUUUUAAUAGCACAUUGGCUAUUCUCACAUCAGCAGUUCUUGGCUUCUUGCUUCAAUGGUCAGGUGCUUUAGCACUUGGGGCUACAUCUGCCAUCACCCAUGUUGUUCUUGGGCAGUUCAAAACAUGUGUUCUUCUUCUAGGAAACUUCUAUCUCUUUGGUUCAAAUCAAGGAAAAACUAGUAUUUGUGGAGCAUUCACGGCAAUUGCUGGUAUGUCUUAUUACACUUACCUUAACCUAGAGCAGAAAUCAAUCAAAACAUCUCCUCGACAAGCCUCCUCCUUACCUAUAUCCAGGCUGAGCAAAGAAAAUGGCAGCGUAAAUGAUGGAAACUAUGGUGGGGAAUCAGUCAAACAAGAUACCUAAACUUUUGAUAUGAAGAUUUUAAUGAAAAGAUGAAAUUCUUGGCAAACUUGAAUUACAUUAAUUCAACUUGACAUAACUUCUCCAAUUUCAACAAUUUUCUGAGUUCAGAGAAGCAGAGCUCUUUCUGUCACGUGUCAUUGUUUAUAGACGACUGGGUUGCUACAGUUAACAUUAGAAUAUUGUAAUACCUACUCCAGGGGGCUUGUGCAGAUCAUGUGGAGUAAUUUGCUAAUCGCCUGUCUGCAAACUGAACACUGUAUAUAUGAAUGAUUUGAGAAUUCUUUACUUGAAUACAAUUUUAUUUGGCUUU
This is a messenger RNA of Juglans regia (Persian walnut), 1850 nucleotides long. RefSeq lists its product as uncharacterized. Gene Ontology annotation, molecular function: antiporter activity; UDP-xylose transmembrane transporter activity. Lineage: Eukaryota; Viridiplantae; Streptophyta; Magnoliopsida; Fagales; Juglandaceae. Gene Ontology annotation, cellular component: Golgi apparatus. The record is from RefSeq and is a predicted model, not a curated record. The coding region runs from base 389 to 1540 and encodes 383 amino acids. The transcript is spliced from 7 exons.